AUCCUAUUUCUCAUGCAAGUGACCAUAAAACUAGAAGCUCGGGGCGCAGAAGAUUCAGGAGUCAGGAAGGUUGGGAGUUUGCACUCUGCAUCGAUGCGGCACUAUAAUAGACACGUUCUUAACAUUUAGGAAAAGCCAUUGUUUGUGCAUAAAGGAAGCUCGCGGCGAUAAAAUACACGUCGGCACCAGACACCGAUUUGAGUGUUUGUUGAACGGACCAAGGUUGUUUUCGAGGUCCCUUUCUUAAUCCCCUCUGUUGUCAGUGCAGUGAUUUUAAAGGGGACGCACGCAAUGUCGGGUCGCAGUGUUAUGUAUGGCGGUGAGAGGACGUGAGCGGCUCGCGGAGAUCAUCGCGAAGAUGCCACGCGCUUUGCGGAGGCUCAUGCAUCUCGUGCUUCUAUGCCCGCUUACUAAAGGCCUGCAGUCCCGUUUGCCUGCAGUGAAGGUGAAAUACCUGAUGGUGGCAUGGUUGGGUGUAUUGGUGACCAGCUGGGUUGUCUAUGUACAGUAUUCCUCCUACUCUGAACUGUGCAGAGGCCAUGUCUGCACAAUGCUCAUUUGUGAGCACUAUCGAAAGGGAAUUAUUUCUGGCUCUGUGUGUCAGUCUUUGUGUGAGGAGAAGACUCUAACUCUACAGCACUGCCUCUCCACAUUGCCUACACACCAGGUAUACAGUGCCGUGUGGAAAGAAAAAGCUGUGGUAGUAAAGUGCGGAUUACAUGAUGCUCAGCGUGAUGCCAGUCUGUAUGAUAAACCUACUCGUGGCACAUCUGUGGAUGAAUUCCGAGAGAUGCUGCACUCUUUUCUCAAGAGCAGUCUGGGUGAACAGCUGUCUCUUGGCUCACUUGUGCUGCGCAUUGUCUCACUGGCCGAUGUCAAUUCCGAUGGUAAAGUGUCUUUAGCUGAAGCAAAGUCAGUAUGGGCUCUGCUGCACAUUAAUGAGUUUAUCUUGACUCUGGUGCUACAGGAUAAAGAGCAUGCACCCCGUCUUUUGGGCUUUUGUGGCCAACUUUACACUACAGAACAUGUGGCCCACAGCACCCUCUUCAGUGUAAAUAUACCAUCCUGGCUCCACCCCCUGGUGCCCAAAGCGCUAAGCAGCUCCCUGAACCACUGGCUGGCUCCGGCCUGGCCACGCCGUGCUCGCGUUGCAAUUGGUCUGCUAGAAAUGGUUGAAGAGCUUUUCCACGGUUCCUAUGGCACUUUUUACAUGUGUGAUGCCACACCCCAACGAGUGGGCUACAGCACCAGCUAUGACUGCAAGAUGCCUGACCUGGGAAGUGUGGUACCGGAAGCCACUGUACGGGCAUUCCUGAGAGGACGAGCUUGCCAAGUCAACACUGACUGCACGUUUGGGAGCGACUGCACAGCCACUUGUGACCGCCUGGCCAAACAGUGCAAUGUGGAAGUGGUGCGACCAAAUCUGGCUAAAGUGUGUGCCCUCCUGAGGGAUUUCCUAUUCUUUGGAACACCAUCUGACUUGAUGGAGGACUUGAACAAGCAACUACGCACCUGCAUGACACUGAGUGGCCUGGCCUCGCAAAUGGAGGUGCAUCACUCACUUAUGUUAAAUAACCUCAAAACGCUGCUGUGGAAGAAGAUCUCAGACACCAAGUAUUCCUGAUAAAAAGAGGUUGGUUGAAACAUCGACCCAGAAAUAUGGAAGGAAUUCCUCAGUCUGAAUUAAAGAAAACUCCAGUAU
This is a messenger RNA of Neoarius graeffei (lesser salmon catfish), 1702 nucleotides long. It is a transcript of the gene dipk1b, whose product is annotated as divergent protein kinase domain 1B. The transcript has 5 exons. The record is from RefSeq and is a predicted model, not a curated record. Bases 314 to 1624 code for a protein of 436 amino acids. Lineage: Eukaryota; Metazoa; Chordata; Actinopteri; Siluriformes; Ariidae.